GGCACUAGGGUUCCCAUUCCUCUUUUAAAGGACUACUUCUUUAUCAUCUAGGAAACUCGCAGGAGACAACCCCCCCCCCUGUUGUGCUGUCCCUGAGUGAGAUGGAGAUACAAACCGACAUUUUGUAAUGCUUACCAAGGAUCAUUGAUAAAAAAAACAUUACAGACCACAGGGUUAAUCCGCCAAUAAUGACUCCACAUAGGGAUGUAAGGUCAUGUUUGUGUUUUAUGAAGACAAAUAUUUCUAGAAACGGACAAUAUUUUUGCCGACAUGGAAGGUUACUAGACUUGGUGUGUUCAUGGUCAAUAGGCAUUGGAAAGGAAGUGUUUCCUCGACGCUUGUCUCAUUUUUUUGAUCGCACCUUUGAGGGGCAGUGCUGGUAAACCGAAGCUGGAGCACGGACAUUGAAGAAAACCAGAAGAGAGGCAGUUGAUGCUUCCAGAAGACCACUCGGUUGUAGAUCUAUGACUAGUCUUCGGUACGUUCCAAUCUAAUGCAGAUGUGAUCAUAGGUUGCAUUUUCACACAGUAUCAAUCUUAGAAGAGCCUAGUCUUCAGAACUGGGAACAUGGAGAGCUCUGAUGACAUGUUUCCAGCCUAUGUUGACGAUCAAUAUUCAUACCACUAUCAUCACAAUGGCAGUCUCGACUAUUUCUCUUACUAUUCAUAUUCUCAAUAUUUCUAUCAAUUCGAUUUCGGUCUCGAUCACCAGGAUCGUCAAGUGAUAUACAUCGUAGGCUUUUUCUUCAUUCUUCUUCUUGUCAUCUUUGGGUUGCUCAGUAAUACGUUCCUGCUUUAUGGCAUCGUCAGGUUCCCGCGCAUUCGCCAAGAUGUCCAACACAUCUUCAUCACUAACAUGACCAUCGUAUGUAUCAUGUAUUUGGUCCUUGUUGGAAUUCCAGCAUUGUUUAUCACGGGUUUGGAGGCAUUCGCCCAUUUAGUGGCAUUCCAUGUUAAAUCCGAAAAUAGUAUGAUAUACAUACAGAUCUUCUAUCAAAUUAUUCAUACGGCGGUACUCUUUCACCUCGCCUCAAUGAUCACUGCUCAAGCCUUUGACCAGUAUCUCUUCGUGGUUUAUCCCGUCGUUGCUCGUAAAUGGAGGACACCUCAGAAUGCUGUCAUCGCGUGCAUCACCUUGUGGAUAGUUGGUAUGAUGGUAGCACUCUUGGAUGGUUUGACAUUCAUCAAUAUAUUUAAGGGUGUAUCGGAUACCGUGAUGCUCAUUAAGGACUCACUCAUCUUCAUCUUAUUCUGUCUGGUUCCAAUCAUCUUGACCAUUGUUUUCAACAUGAAAGUAUGGCACGCCAUGCACAGUGCUCGUACUGCCACAGUGAAAGACAACCACCAGGCUAACAACGCACGACGCUUCACGCAACUUGAAGAAGAGAACGGCGGUGUCCCUGGGACCCUCGUCCGAGCACAAGAUUUGCCCAACAACCUUGCUAUCUUCUGGUCCUUUGUCGUUUUCUGGACUCUAUACCACAUCGUACAUCUAAUCAUUUCGUUCACAUGGGCCCUAAAACGGUUUGAUCACUGGAUAUACUUCAAUAAUAAGGACGAGGUCAUGAUCAUCGUCGGCGACAUCGCAGUGCAUUUCAACGUCGCUCUUAAUCCUCUCUUUUACGUUGUCUGCAACCCGAAGUUCCGUCAACAUCUGUAUCGUGUUGCCUAUGCAUUGACCAAAGGCAAUUCGCCCUACUCGGGUCACAUCGACGAAACCACUAUAGGUACAGAUGAAUAAAAAAAUAAAAGACUUGAGUAGGACUAUGAAAAAAAAUGUUAAGGAUUGUUUGACUGUUAAAUCGGUGAAGAAAAAAAUGCAUGAUGGCCGAUGUGGAAGACAUUUCGGGGAGAUAAGACCAUCACUUUGGACAGGUGACAGGUCCAUGCACGUCAUUGUUAAAAACGUAAUGAUUUAUUUUUUGUCUUACGUCAGAUUGUUCAACCAACCAAUAAUCAAAUGUGACACUAUGAUUGAUAUAUCAUAAUCCUUCGAGGGGCACUGAUUAAAAAUAUUGGUUAACAUUUUCAUUUUUUAAUUGAACCCUCAUUAUAAAGCCUAUCAGAAAAUGAUAUAAGCAUGCGGGUUGCAUAGUGUGAACAAAAUACUUAAUGAAAGUCUCACAUAAUCUACAUGGGGAAAUAUUUCAUAUUUUGGUCCAGAAAAGGCCUUUCCAAUAUUCCUUGUUAGAUACGUAGAAAAUCAGAAAAUGUA
Lytechinus pictus (painted urchin) is the source of this 2214-nucleotide messenger RNA. Its product is annotated as adenosine receptor A1-like. Gene Ontology annotation, cellular component: neuron projection; plasma membrane. Lineage: Eukaryota; Metazoa; Echinodermata; Echinoidea; Temnopleuroida; Toxopneustidae. Gene Ontology annotation, biological process: positive regulation of Rho protein signal transduction; phospholipase C-activating G protein-coupled receptor signaling pathway. The transcript is spliced from 3 exons. Gene Ontology annotation, molecular function: G protein-coupled receptor activity; peptide binding. The record is from RefSeq and is a predicted model, not a curated record. The coding region runs from base 568 to 1740 and encodes 390 amino acids.